GAUCCUGAGAAGAAGGCCCUGUUCGCUAGUGUCACCAAGCGCAUCGAUUACACGCCCAAGAUCGGAACUGAGUUACACGGCAUCAAGUUGACUCAGUUGACUGAGCAGCAAGCUGAGGAACUUGCUGCUCUUAUUGCAGAGCGUGGUGUCGUCUUCUUCCGCGACCAGGAUGACUUGGACGCCAAGGAGCAUGUCAAGCUUGGCGCUCGCUGGGGACCCCUGCACAUUCAUCCUCUCGUCCCUCACGACACUGAAAACCCUGAGCUUAUCGAAUAUAUUACAAUGAAACUGACUGUCAAUUCCAUUAACCGUGCGUUUAGCCCCCCAAACCGCUACAACACCAACAACUCGUGGCACUCGGACGUCUCCUUCGAGCCUGCUCCCUCUUCGUUCUCGAUCCUCAAGUUCGAUGAGAUCCCCGAAGCUGGCGGCGACACCGUUUGGUCCAAUGGCUACCAGCUCUAUGAUGAUCUCUCGCAGCCCAUCAAGACCCUCCUCGAGGGACUCACCGCUACCCACACCUCGGAUAUUUUCCGCGCCUUCCAGACCAGCACUGGCCGCAAGACCUUUGGAAAGCUGAACGACUCUGAACACCCUGUUGUCCGCACCAACCCCGUCACUGGCUGGAAGUCGGUCUUCACCAACUCUGUCUUCACCCGCGAGAUCAACAACGUCUCUCCCGCAGAGUCCAAGUGGAUCCUCGAGUAUUUGAACGACUUGACUUCCAAGCGUCUGGAUUACCAGGUCCGCUUCUCGUGGGCAAAGCACAGUGUCGCCAUCUGGGAUAAUCGUUCAACUUUCCACACCGGCGUCCCAGAUUUCAGGCCCUACUAUCGCCGUGGACUCCGUAUCACUGUCUCAGGAGAGGUCCCCUUCUACGACCCUAACUCG
This is a messenger RNA of Gamsiella multidivaricata, 891 nucleotides long. RefSeq lists its product as uncharacterized. NCBI's taxonomy places the organism in Eukaryota, Fungi, Mortierellomycota, Mortierellomycetes, Mortierellales, Mortierellaceae. The transcript has 3 exons. The record is from RefSeq and is a predicted model, not a curated record. The annotation marks the transcript as partial. Gene Ontology annotation, cellular component: cytoplasm. Gene Ontology annotation, molecular function: 2-oxoglutarate-dependent dioxygenase activity.